UCCUCUGAAAUUCUUGACAAUUAGAAUUGGGUUUUUUGGAUUUUAUUUGGGUUUAGAUUUAUCCUUUAACUUCGUUUUUUUUUGUUUGAUGAUGUAGAUUUAUCACCAUUGAGCCCGUUGUUGGCUUGGCCAGAUCGCGAUCUUUGAUAGCUGGAUUGUGUAGAAGUUUAAUUUUUUCCUAUUGCUUAGAUUGGUGGGAGAAGAGGUUGAAUAUCCUUGAAUAAAUAAUGGGGGUUAUGUCUAGGCGGGUUUUGCCCGUCUGUGGUACCCUCUGCUGCUUCUGUCCUGCUAUGCGAGCCAGUUCAAGACAGCCUGUGAAGCGGUACAAAAAGCUUCUUUCUGAAAUCUUCCCUCGGUCUCAGAAUGCUGAGCCAAAUGAUCGUAAAAUUGGGAAGCUCUGUGAGUAUGCUGCCAAAAAUCCAUUACGAAUACCAAAGAUCACAACUUACCUCGAACAGAGAUUUUACAAGGAUUUGCGGAAUGGGAACUUUGGCUCUGUAAAGGUUGUGCUGUGCAUAUAUAGGAAAUUGUUAUCUUCGUGUAAGGAGCAAAUGCCGCUCUUUGCUAGUAGCUUAUUAGGGAUCGUCCGCACUCUUUUUGAUCAGACAGGACAAGAUGAGAUGCGAAUUCUGGGUUGCACUACUCUUGUUGAUUUUAUAAAUAGCCAGACAGAUUGUACGUACAUGUUCAACUUAGAAGGCCUCAUUCCUAAACUUUGUCAACUGGCUCAAGAAUUUGGAGAUGAUGAAAAAGCUUUGCGUUUAAGGUCAGCGGGAUUAGAAGCAUUGGCUUUCAUGGUGUGUUUGAUGGGUGAGCACUCCCAUAUCUCGAUGGACUUCGACAAUAUUAUAUUGGUGACUUUGGAGAACUAUAUGGAUCACCCAGUAAACUCAGGAAAGUACGAGCAAGAAGUUCUCAAAGAAGAGGAUCUUGGCUCAUCAUUCAAAGAGAAUGGCAAGAACAAUAUCAAUUCGAAACCUGAAUUGGAUCCGGCAGUGGAUGCAUCUAAAAGUCCCUCUUAUUGGUCUAGGAUUUGCUUGUAUAAUAUGGCCAGAUUGGCAAAGGAAGCUACAACAGUGCGGCGUGUACUUGAACCUUUUUUUCAUAGUUUUGAUGCUGAAAACUAUUGGUGUUCUGAGAAAGGACUGGCCCGGUCUGUUUUGACAUAUAUGCAGCUGCUGUUGGAGGAAUCAGGGUUGAAUUCCCAUCUUUUGUUAUCUAUUUUGGUCAAGCACUUGGAUCACAAGAACAUUGUCAAACAGCCCGUUAAGCAGAUUGAUAUUGUUAAUGUCGCCACACAACUUGCACAAAAUGCAAAGCAGGAGGCCUCAGUUGCGAUCAUUGGUGCGAUAAGUGACCUGAUGAAACAUUUACGCAGAUGCAUGCAAUAUUCAGCUGAAGCAUCAAGCCCUAGCGAUAGUUUGGACAAGUGUAACACAGAGCUUCCGUCAGCCUUGGAAAAAUGCAUCUUGCAACUCUCAAAUAAGGUUGGCGAUGCGGGGCCCAUUCUUGAUAUGAUGGCCGUGGCACUAGAGAACAUCUCAAGUAAUGCCAUCGUUGCUAGAACUACAAUACUCUCCGUUUAUCGGACAGCACAAAUUAUUUGUCCCUUACCAAAUAAAUCGUAUCACAAGAAGGCAUUUCCUGAUGCCCUACUUCACCAGCUACUUUUAGCAAUGGCCCACCCAGAUCACGAAACAAGAGUUGCGGCCCACCAUGUUAUCUCCAUUGUGCUUUUGCCAUCUCUUAUUUGUCCUUGGUUAGUCCGCAAUGGAGGACCUUCACAAGUCCAGCAGGAUUAUUUGCCGAUUACUUCACAGAGGAUAAAGAGUGGAAGUUUCACAAUUCAAAUCGAAAGCAAUGGAAAACAUGAAUCCACAGAGGAUGUAUUGGUGGAGGAAGUCAAUCAUGUUUUGCCUAAUGGUGUGACACAGUCCAUAAGAAGUCCAUCGCGUAGUCAAUCUUCUAGUUUCAAGCAUGCUAUGGUCCACGGAAAAGCAGAACUGACUUCCCUCCGGUUGAGUAGUCACCAAGUGAGUCUUUUGCUUUCAGCUAUCUGGGUGCAGGCAACAUCUGCAGGAAACACUCCUGCAAAUUUUGAGGCGAUGGCACAUACUUAUAAUAUCGCUUUAUUAUUUACCCGAUAUAAGAACUCUAGUCAUGUUGCUUUAGUUCGAUGUUUCCAGUUGGCAUUCUCUCUUAGGAGCAUCUCCCUGGAUCAAGAAGGGGGUUUGCAACCAUCUCGCAGAAGGUCUCUCUUCACUAUGGCAUCUUGCAUGCUUAUAUUUUCAGCCAGGGCAGGCACUCUUCCAGAGCUAGUUCCUUUAAUCAAAUCAUCUUUGACGAAUGAAACAGUUGAUCCUUAUCUUAUGUUGGUUGAAGAUAUAAGGCUGCAAGCUGUUUUGAGUGGCGAGGAGAAAAGUUAUGGAUCCGACGAAGAUGAACUUGCUGCAUUGAAGUCCCUUUCAGCAAUAGAAUUGGGUGACAAAGAGUUGAGAGAAACUGUUAUAUCGCACCUCAUGACAAAGUUUGGGAAACUAUCCGAGGAAGAAUUAUCAAGCAUAAGGAAGCAACUUCUAGAGGGAUUUUCACCUGAUGAUGCAUAUCCAUUGGGAGGUCCAUUGUUCAUGGAGACACCCCGACCGUGUUCUCCACAGGCCCAGAUGGAGUCUCAAGCGUUUGAUGAGGUCAUGAAUUUGGAUGCCUUGUCAGAUGAAGAAGCCUUCCCUGAACCAAAUGGAAGUCAAUCAGGUCGCAAAACAUCUCUCUCCGUCAAUUCACUUGACAUUCUAAGUGUUAACCAGCUUCUGGACUCUGUUUUGGAAACAGCCCGGCAAGUUGCGAGCCUACCUGUUUCCUCUACACCCAUUCCAUAUGACCAAGUGACAAAUCAGUGCGAGGCUCUUGUAACUGGUAAACAACAGAAGAUGUCAGUUCUCCAUAGUUUCAAGUUGCGACAGGAAGGCAAAGCCAUAGUUCUCUCCCAUGAAGACGAGAAGACUCUUCCCAAUCUGACAAUUGAGGUUUCAAAUGGGGAACCGAUACCGAAGAACAUGGAGCUCCUUGUUUGUUCACUGGACUAUGCACAGGAGCAGUCUUUCAGGUUACCACCUUCGAGCCCCUACGACAAAUUCCUGAAAGCUGCUGGAUGCUGAGGAGAUGUAAUGGGUUUCUUUUACUUGUAAAUUAAUUAGAUUCGAUUGUUUUCUCCCACCUUUUCGUCCCCAUGCGGUUUGCCUUCUGUUUUCUUCUCAUUCUUUAUAUCACCCUUAGCAUUGUAGAGCAUUGUUUGUCGACGAGUUUUCCAUUUGUUUAGAUUCUUCUCCUUCCAUCCCAAAGGUGUAGCAAAAUAUGAGAGAGAGAGAGAGAGAGAGAGAGAGAGAGAGAGAGAGAGAUCAACAAGUUUGUCAAACACUGUUCAUAUCUUACUCUGAUUAUUCAUAUUAUUUACCAACGUUACACACAAGACUUUUUAGUUUCA
Messenger RNA from Rhododendron vialii, 3481 nucleotides. RefSeq names its product protein SEMI-ROLLED LEAF 2. The record is from RefSeq and is a predicted model, not a curated record. The transcript has 20 exons. Lineage: Eukaryota; Viridiplantae; Streptophyta; Magnoliopsida; Ericales; Ericaceae. The coding region runs from base 228 to 3155 and encodes 975 amino acids.